This is a messenger RNA of Sclerotinia borealis F-4128, 3306 nucleotides long. Lineage: Eukaryota; Fungi; Ascomycota; Leotiomycetes; Helotiales; Sclerotiniaceae. The record is from the annotation of a GenBank genome assembly.
AUGGCGAUUUUGAGUGUAAUCACUGAAGGUUUGAGGCUGGAGUUCAAGAGAGGAUUGAAUCAGAGUUCUGAUCCAAGAGUCGGUUCUUCGAGAGAUAAUUCUACGAGUUCGAGCUUAGCUGCUGCAGCAUCAGGGUCAAAUUCCUCGUCAUUCUCAGCACUGUUUUCCACUCUAGUUCCUGUGGGCAUCUUUGCUGCAGUUUGUACCAUUUCUUUCUUGGUGCUCCGGAGAAAGUAUCCUAGGGUAUAUGCACCAAGGACUUUCCUGAGUAGUUUAGAACCUCAUGAACGAAGUGUGGAAUUGCCAUCCGGAUGGUUUAAUUGGGUGAAACCUUUUUUCAAUACUCCAGAUGAGGCAGUACUCAAUCAGUCUUCGCUCGAUGGGUACCUAUUCCUUAGAUUCCUCAAGAUUAUGUGCGUGAUAUGUCUUGUAGGAUGUUGUCUCGUGUUUCCAAUAUUGAUACCAUUGCAUGUACUUGGAGGUGCGGGUAAUGAGCAGCUUGACCAGUUGACUUUUGGAAAUGUUACCGAUCCGAGAGUUUAUUACGUGCAUGCUUUCUUGGCAUGGCUAUUUUUUGGAUUUAUCUUGUAUACCGUCUCGCGGGAGUGUGUGUACUAUAUCAACCUCCGUCAAGCUUACCUGCUGCAUCCCUAUUACGCUAAGCGUUUAUCAUCUAGGACUGUUCUUUUCACGUGCGUCCCUCAACAGAACCUGGAAGAAGCCAAACUACGAAAGAUAUUCGGUGACGCCGUCAAAAAUGUCUGGAUCCCCAGGGAAAGUGGAGAGUUGCAAGACUUAGUCGACGAAAGAAACCAAACUGCUUAUCGACUCGAAAGGGCGGAGACUACAUUAAUCAAACUCGCCAACAAAGAAAGGAACAGGGCCCUGAAGCAUGGUCAUCCUGAUCUUGAAUCGAGCAUCGGCAUGAAUUCUGUGCAAGAUACAAAGCGUGAAUCCGUAGGCACUGAGACUCGAAGGCCAAGCUUGGUUAGGAGUCCAGCUAAUGCAUUGCUCGGGGGUGUCGAGAUCUCGGAAAUUCCCAUGUCACCUACAGACACACUGGUAGGGUCAAAUCUUGGUCCGAUUGAUGGAAAGGAAAAAGAACCGAUGGUUACUGAGAUAGCGAUGUCACAAGCAAAUUCCCUGGAUACCUCCGAUGAACCUCCUGCCACUCCAAGUUUAAAAUGGGGAGAUAAUGGUUAUGGAAUGUCCGGGCCUCCUCCUGGAGUGAGUGGAUCAAUUGCUUCACAAUGGAUUCCUCAUAGCUGGAGACCAACCCAUCGACCAUUAUCAAACUAUGGAAGAAGUGUUGACACCAUUAAAUGGACUCGGAAUCGACUCAAGGAAAUUGCACCACAAAUCAACAAAUUACGAAGAAUUCAUCGACAAGGAAAAGUCAAGCCGUUACCCGCUGCAUUCAUCGAGUUUGAUACACAAGUCAAUGCACAAUCUGCGUAUCAAACACUCUCUCACCAUCGAGCAUUUCAUAUGACACCACAUAUCAAUGGUAUACGACCACACGAAAUCGUAUGGGAAUCACUUCGGAUGAAGUGGUGGGAGCGUAUUAUGAGGGGCUUUGCAAUCCAAGGUUUUGUGACCUGCCUUGUCAUCUUUUGGUCCAUUCCUUGUGCAUUAAUUGGAAUCAUAUCCAAUAUCAAUUUCUUGACCUCCAAAGUCUUCUUUCUCGGCUGGAUUAACAAGCUUCCGCCUUCAAUUCUUGGCUUGAUCACCGGCCUGUUACCAGCUGUAUCUUUGACAUUUCUCAUGGCACUAGUUCCGGUCAUUCUACGCAGCUGUGCUCGUCAAGCCGGGAUCCCUUCUUACUCGAUGAUUGAACUCUAUACGCAAUCUACUUAUUUCGUUUUCCAAGUUGUACAAGUGUUCCUCGUAACCACCAUUACCUCUGCUGCAUCCGCCGCAUUCGAAAAGAUCAUUCAAGAUCCCACUUCUGUGCGAUCACUUCUUUCGCAAAAUCUCCCCAAAUCCUCGAAUUUCUACCUCUCAUAUUUCAUCCUUCAAGGCCUUGCCAUGUCAGCCACGAGAUUAUUGCAAUUGCCUGCUCUUAUUCGUCAUUUAAUGUUUCAGAAUGAGCAAAAUCCUCGACUGAUGAUAAAUAAAUGGCAUAGGCUUCGAAUUGUGCACUGGGGAGCUAUCUAUCCCGUCUUUACGAAUAUGGGCGUGAUAGCUAUCACAUAUUCGCUGAUUAGUCCAUUGACUAUCGUAUUCGCGCUCAUGGGUCUAUAUCUCAUCUACCUUGUAUCGAAAUACAAUCUACUCUACACAUACUCCUCGGAAAUAUCCACACGCGGGCUAUUAUAUCCUCAUGCUCUCAAACAGCUACUCAUGGGUGUAUAUCUUGCUGAGGUCUGUCUCAUCGGUCUUUUCGGAUUGAGAAGCGCGUUUGGACCAUUGGUCAUUAUGCUUGGACUAACAAUCUUCACUGCAUUGAUACACAUCAGUCUGAACGAAGCACUGGGACCACUCCUUUGGAAUCUUCCUCGAACUCUUGCGGUAGAAGAAUUGUAUCGCGGAUUAGCAUUCAACUCCGAUCUCCAGACACCUCUGCCCUCUACAACCAAGCCUGAGGUAAAUAGCAAUGAAAAUGGCGACCCAUUUUUCCCAAUGCAAACACCCCCACAAUCUCAAUCUCAACCAGAGGAAUCUACGUACAUAAAUCAUCGUAUAUCCACUAUUCCCAAUCCUCGCCCCACCAUUGAGGAAGAAAACGAAAACGACCAUGACUCGACUCAAGAUUCCGACAACGAAGAACAAGAACACGACCCGAACCCCCAAUCCCGGACCCACCCCAAAGAAAUUGAAGGACUCCCCCACCUCUCCAAACUGACAUUCACCUUCCUCCUCACCUCCCUGCGCUCCAAAGCAACCCCCCACCUCGAGACCCUCACUCCCUACCUCACCCUCCUCACCCCUCUCAUCUCCCCCACCUACAACCCCUUACACCCCCCCAACUUCCUCAUCAAAUUCCUACACCCCGAAAUCUUCUCCGACUACCACAUCUUGCGCUCCUUAACCUCAGCAUUACCAAACAUGUCCUCCGGCUUUACAUAUACGGCCAAACAACACGAAGAUGCGUAUUUUGCGCCUUGUGUCACGAGGGGUAAAGAUCCCAAAUUGUGGAUUCCGAGGGAUAGGGCGGGGGUGAGUACGCAGGAGUGUGCGCAUACGAGGAGGAUUGCGGGAGUGCAGUGUGUGGAUGAGGGGGUUGAGUUGAAUGGGGUGGGGAGAGUGGUGGUAAGUGAUUUGCAGGGGGAAAAUUGUAUUUGGGAGAGAGAGACAAAGUUUUAG